AUGAAGGACUUCACUGAGAUCGUGCUUUGCCCGGAGGCUCUGGACCACAGCAAGACCGAGUUCUGCAACCCCGUCUUUGAGGGUGAGGAGCCCCGGGCAGCUCCAAGCACAGCAGAUGAGGAUGGGAGCAGCCCCACAUCGCAGCGGGACGGCCUCGGCCAGCAGCUCUGGGGGCGGGCAGGCUGGAGGUUCCGUGCUGACUUCAAGUUCACCUGGCUCUGCGUGGCUCUGAUGAGCGCGGUCCUCAUCUUCCUCAUCGCCCUCCUGAUGGGCAUCGUUAUCCACCAGCUGACAUCCCCGCAGCCACCCCAUGCCCCAGCCGCAGCCCUGCCUGCCCAUGGAGCCGCAGCACCCACCCGAAGGGCCCCCAGAACUGCUGCCACCCCAACCCAGAGCUGGCUGCCCACCACCGGCACCGCGGCACCGGCCUGCGGUGGGACCCUGCGGAGCCCCGAGGGCUCCUUCAGCUCCCCCAACUACCCCAGCCCGUACCCCCCUGAUUCACUCUGCAUCUGGCGCAUCGAGGUGAGCCCCGGCCUCGCCAUCCAGCUGAAGAUGGAGACGUUCAGCGUGGAGGGCACUGCCUCCUGCCUCUUUGACCGUGUGGAGCUCUAUGAAGAGCAGGGUGCCGGCAGCACGGACCCUGCAACACUUAGGGGGGGUCCGACCAGGUUUUGUGGCAAUGUGGUACCCCCGACCUUCAACACCAACUCCAACCACCUGCGUGUCACCUUCGUCUCGGACAGCAGCGUGGGUGCCCCAGGCUUCAGUGCCCACUACCGUGCUGUGGCCCCCAGUGACAGGAGCUGUGCCUGGGAUGAGCACUUGUGUGACCAGGGGCUGUGUCUCCACUUGGGCUUUGUCUGCGAUGGCUUCCAUGACUGCACGGACAAGAGCGAUGAGGCCAACUGCAGCCUCAAACACAAAGAGUGUGGGGGGCCACUAACCGCCUUGGAGGGGCACUUCUCCACCCCAAACCAUCCCCAGCCAUACCCGCACCAGCAGCUGUGCCUCUGGCAGAUCUCGGUGCCCGUGGGGCACGUCAUCGACCUGCACUUCCACAACUUCAGCCUGGAGAUGCAUGAGGACUGCAGCUUUGACUUCGUGGAGGUGCACGACAGCGCCGGCACCGGGGCUGCCAGCCUCAUGGGCAGGUUCUGUGGGCAUCAGCUGCCACCCAUCCUGACCUCCUCCCGCCACGUCCUGACCGUCCUCUUCGUGGCUGAUGAAGGGGUUGCGGAUGAUGGGUUCUUUGCCACCUACCAAGCCCGCAAUGCCACAGAGAAGACCUGCAGCCCCACAGAGUUCUCCUGUGGGAAUGGCGAGUGCCGGGUGCUGGAGUCUGUAUGUGAUGGGUGGCACGACUGCCCCGAUGGCACCGAUGAGCUGAACUGCACCGGGGUCUCCUACCCAGCCUUUGGGUCUGUCUGUGAGCCUGUGCAAGUGGAGAUGUGCCUGGGGCUGGGCUACAACGCCACCUCCUUUCCCAACAUCUGGCUGGCCAUCCCGGACCAGCAGGGAGCCGCUGAGGUGCUCCAGGACUAUCAGACGCUGAUGGAGCUCGCCUGCUACCAGCACCUCCGACUCCUCAUCUGCAGCCUCUUCGUGCCCAAGUGCACCCCGGAUGGGGGGGUCCUGCAGCCCUGCCGAGCCGUGUGCGUGGCUGCUGAGCUGCGGUGCCAGCACUCCCUCGGCCUCCUCGGCAUCCUCUGGCCCAUCAACUGCAACAUCCUGCCUGACUCCAAUGACCCCAUAGAGUGCUUCCAGCCCUGACCCGGCAAGAGAUGAGCCAGGGCUGAAGCAGCCGCUGCCCUGCCCCAAAUGUCCCUCCCAUCCUCCUCCUGCUGCCAAUACCCAACUAAUGGGGUGUCCCCCAUCAGCAGCACCCC
Molecule: messenger RNA, 1889 nt
Organism: Neopsephotus bourkii (Bourke's parrot)
Lineage: Eukaryota; Metazoa; Chordata; Aves; Psittaciformes; Psittacidae
Gene: MFRP
Product: membrane frizzled-related protein
Exons: 13
Coding region: 1-1773 (590 amino acids)
Molecular function (GO): protein binding
Source: RefSeq, a predicted model, not a curated record